Molecule: messenger RNA, 2208 nt
Organism: Fusarium proliferatum ET1
Lineage: Eukaryota; Fungi; Ascomycota; Sordariomycetes; Hypocreales; Nectriaceae
Product: related to DSF2 Deletion Suppressor of mptFive/pufFive mutation
Exons: 3
Coding region: 1-2208 (735 amino acids)
Molecular function (GO): protein binding
Source: RefSeq, a predicted model, not a curated record
AUGUCGUCACGUCCGUCUCUACUAGAUUUGCGAUCGGAUUCUUCGAACUCCAAUCUUUCUACAGUCUCAAAACCCUUGCGCUCACCUCGCCUCCAUGUUGCUGGCGAAGUUCCUCCUGAGCUGUCCCCCUUGGACGCUUUCGCCAUGCAAAGCCGCCUGCUCGCAAGGCAAUUACAAGAAAGCGCUAAAGAGGGCAACCGAAUGAGUCGCCUUCCUCCUCUAACUGUUGAGAGCCCAUUAAUCGUCCAGGGUCGCUCUGAGUACUUUCGCUCAUUGUCACAAGAUUCAGGCUCCGAAGCCGGUGAUCACCCCCCUCUGCGCCCUAGUUCUGGUCUCGCGGUAAGGACAGAGGUGGAGGAUGCCUUCAGCGAUGACGCUGAGCGCCCUGUGUCUAUGCAUCCACGAAUGAGCCGAAUACCGCCUACUCCCGAUGAAGAGGUACCCGCAGUGCCUCCACGAGCUCCGUCUCGAGGACGGGUAUUAGAUCACAUUGAUGAGACAGGCUCAUUUUUCGGCGCCAGGAGGGAACGAUCGCCCUCACCGUUACAUAGUGAUACGCAGUCACAGUUUGACAAGCGAGUUGAAUCAUCUCCGUCUCGGAAAGACGACGCUGCCUCGCUACUUUCUGCCCGACGACCAAGCGGCUCGAUCAGCGAAUCAGUCACCUGCUCACCAGAAAAGCCCAAGCAUUCAUAUGAUGAACUCGGACUGGCGCCACCUCUGACCUCAUUUCAUCAAAGACGACGUACACCCAGCAAUGUCUCAUCUCCGGCAUUGCCUACUGACGAGGAUGGCUCUAGUGGUAUGGCGGCUUCGUUUCACUCACUACCUCCACGGAAGCUAUCUUCUGCAAGUGCAAUGACAUCCCCUGCGGUAGGCUCUUAUCGACGAUCUCCUUCCAUUGGCUCCGAAUCCUCUGCGCUUCCUCGACCGUCUUUCAACUUUUCAAGACCUAUGAGCAGGUCUGGCACACCUGGUAUGGAGCUACCCUUGAGACAAGCUUCCUCUGAUAGCCAGCCUUCGUUCAUUUUGGCUGAUGAGUCGGCUCAUACACCAGUGAGCAUGCAUAGUGAGGCUUUCCUUGAGCAACAGGCCGAAGACCGUGAUAAGGGUGCGCCAUCCUACAUCUAUUCCAAAUUCUCACUCCCGAGAGGCAAGACCAUUCAGCGCGCGGAACCAGAUGAAAAUAAUCCGCAGGCUUCCUUCCAUUGGGAACAAUCCAUGGUGCCCCCAAGCGACGUCCACCGAUUUGAGAAUGCCCCUCCACCAUCACCUCCUACUCGACCUACAAGUUCCUCCGCCAAUACCGUUCCAGACGAUUCCCUGGCGUCGAGUAGCUCAAUGCCGAAGGCAUCAAUCGAGCUGAGAAAGGUUCAUUCGGAGACGACACCGCCACCGAUGCCCCAGCUAUCACCGACUGCAAGCAGACCAUCUGCUGAGGAGCCGCGUGCAUCAGAGGACGCGCCUAGAGGCCGAGGUCGAACGCCCGUGUCGAUAGCCACGAGUGACACAGCAAGCACGAUCAAACCACCCCCAACCGCUCGCUCGACAGCACCUACAGCAUCAGAAAUGAGUGCAGAAGAGCACUUGGCGAAGGGUAUCGCAUGUCAUGAAAGUGGAGACCUCAAAGAGUCCACAUACCACCUCAGAUAUGCAGCACGUCUAGGUGACCCGACCGCUAUGCUCCUCUAUGCGCUUGCCUGCCGUCAUGGAUGGGGUAUGCGUGCUAAUCAGAAAGAGGGCGUGGAAUGGCUUAGAAAGGCCGCGGAAUGCGCUAGUGUCGAGAUCGCGGAUGACGAGAGUCAUGUCAAGGAGGGCAAGCAUGUUGACGUUGUGGAACGAAGAACUCGAAAAGCCCAAUUUGCCCUGAGCAUUUACGAAUUGGGAGUGAGUCACAUGAAUGGCUGGGGUAUUGAGCAGGAUAAGUCACUGGCUCUCAGGUGCUUCGAGAUCGCCGGUAACUGGGGCGAUGUCGAUGCGCUGGCUGAAGCUGGCUUCUGCUAUGCACAAGGUAUUGGAUGCAAAAAGAAUCUGAAGAAGAGCGCCAAAUUCUAUCGCAUGGCUGAAGCCAAGGGUAUGAGCAUGGUCGGGAAUAGCUGGAUUCACAAGGCCAAAUACGAUGACGACGGCGAGUCAACCGCGUCCAAGAAAGACAAGAAGAAGGCCCGCAGCAAAUCUCGAACCAGAAACAUGUUUGGACUGAAGUGA